Messenger RNA from Cornus florida, 1867 nucleotides. RefSeq lists its product as uncharacterized. Gene Ontology annotation, molecular function: syntaxin binding. The coding region runs from base 159 to 1574 and encodes 471 amino acids. The record is from RefSeq and is a predicted model, not a curated record. The transcript is spliced from 12 exons. Lineage: Eukaryota; Viridiplantae; Streptophyta; Magnoliopsida; Cornales; Cornaceae.
UUUUAUUGGCUCAGUAAGACGCACACACUCAAUUUGUUUGCGAAAGCCCGCUAGGGAGAAAAAAAAAAACGAAUUACGGAGCACUAGUUCAAAACAUAUUAGGGUUUCUGUUCUUCCUCAAUCCGAUUCGAGUUCAUUCUUCAAAUCUUACUGAUCAAAUGGAGAACCCUGCCGCGGAUCAGCUUCCGGAAGCACAUUCAUUGCCUGAUGGAUUUGUUGAUAGCGCCACAGAACCAUUGGCUCCUUCAACCCCAACCCCUGAGCAAGAAAAUCCAUUGAAUGAUGAUUAUAAGGAGGAGAAAUUAUUAGAACCUGAUUCAAGACCUGAACUUCAGGUCGGUGAUGGUGGAACACAGGAGACUCACAAAUUGAGAACAUUUCCUGUUCCAUUGUCUGGAAAUGAUGGUGAUGAUGCUUUGCUUGGGCCAGUAAAAGUUCCCAACGAGGGCUCUAUGGAUAAGAUUAUGCAUGAAUCAGCAAUGUCUGUUCCUGGGGAUGCAACGAGGGAGCUACUGGAUGGCUCAUCUCAUGGUAAAGAACAAGCUGAAGGGAAAUCUCAGAGUUCAGAGAAACCAGUUGAAGGAAGUUUGGAAACCCAAGCGACCUGCAUGAAGGAGAUAUCUUCAUCAGAAAGCAUUGAAAACAACAGAAAAGUAGAAACCUCUGAAGUGAAACGUAAGAAUGCAAAGCGUACCUCUAAAUCCGACAAGGAGUUCCUAGAGUUCACUUUGAAAUAUCAACAAGUGCUUGCAGAAAGAGAUGCAGCUAUUGCUGUUCGAGAUAAACUCGAGUCAUUGUGUCGUGAGCUACAGCGCCAGAACAAAAUGCUAUUGGAUGAGUGCAAACGAGUAUCAACAGAGGGACAAAACUUGAGAUUAGAUCUAUCAACCAAGUUCCAAGAUGCAAUUAAGGAAGUAGGCAAUAAGCUAGAAGAACAGAAAGAUGAAUGUCUUUCUCAGCUCAAGGAGAAUGAGAUGUUGAGAAACAAAUUGAAGCAUUUUGCUGAUCAGUAUGCUCUUUCUGAACAGCAACAUGCGCAGAAGUUGAAGCAGAAAACAUUGGAACUCCAGCUUGCUGAUUUGAAAAUUCAGCAACAUGAAGAGAAAUUGAUCCAGGAACAGUCCCAGAUGAAAUUAUAUGCAGAACAGGUGUCACAAUUAUUGGCAACUGAGAAGAAUUUGCGGUUACAGUUAACAGCUGAUGGAGAAAAAUUCCAGCAGUUCCAGGAUGCAUUGGUGAAAAGCAAUGAGGUCUUUGAAACGUUUAAGCAAGAGAUAGAAAAGAUGGCAAAAUCAAUAAAGGAACUCAGAAAAGAAAAUACCUUCUUGAAGAGCAAAUGUGAGAAAUCAGACAUCACUCUCAUAGAACUCGUUGAGGAGCGCGAGCAUUUAAAGAAGCAACUGGAGAAAGCUAGGAAUCAGAAAGAAAAGCUUGAAUCGUUGUGCCGGUCACUUCAAGCUGAAAGAAAGCAAAGUUCAGUUGGUAGUAACAGCUCUGAUACGGUUUCAAUACUUCAAGCAGAAGGAAAGCAAAGUUCAGUUGGUAGUAACAGCUCUGAUACGGUUUCAGUUUGAAUACAUACUCUACUAGGCUACGUUAAAAAAUCGGUAGUGCAAUCUACAGUGUAUACCAUACUAUGCUUCAGCCGUGUGCCUUCCCCGGAGUUCUCAAAAGAAUUCUUGGAAAAGAUCAUAUAAUGUUACACAACGUUCCACCUUUUCUCAGCAUUAAUUAAAUUUUUGUGUUGUAUUAUUCGAGCUCAAUUGUAUCUUUACUAAUACCUAUUUGUGGAUUGGAACCGAGAUUUGGACAUAAUAUGUGGUUGUUAUUUCUUAUUUUUAUUUGGAUGAGGGAUUUUGUUUGAUCA